Molecule: messenger RNA, 1193 nt
Organism: Salvia miltiorrhiza (redroot sage)
Lineage: Eukaryota; Viridiplantae; Streptophyta; Magnoliopsida; Lamiales; Lamiaceae
Exons: 3
Coding region: 244-966 (240 amino acids)
Source: RefSeq, a predicted model, not a curated record
GUCUCUUUCGACUCCUAUUUUUGUUUCUCAAGAAUUUGUACAAUAUUGGUUUUUCUUCGUCGAACUGCACGUCGGAAAGAGGAAUCUGCGCUCAGUUUUUCUGGCCAGUUUUUUAGGGGACUUUGGCCGGAAAUAACACAAUUAAAAGGCUCUUUCUGAUUCUUCAUUUCCUUCCUGUGCAUAUUAUGAUUAUUAAUUAGAUAGCGUUGAGAGGAGAUGCAGGGAUGAGUAAAUUGAAGUGGAAUGGAAUCUAGUGAAGUGAAGAGAAGCACAUCUCCAGCAGCAUCCAAUGAAGUCGAUGUAGCCGAUGACGACUGCAGCUCCAAGAAACCCCCGAAGCCGGAGGCGACGCAGCCGCCCCUGAAUCAAGAGAUGGAGCGGUGCCCCUCCGGCUACAGGAUCCCGGCCUCCGUGUUCGAGUCGUCGACGCAGGGCGACUGGAGCGUCGCCUCCAACGAGUCGCUCUUCAGCAUCCACAUGGGCAACAUGAGCUUCACCAACGACUACUACACGUGGCGCUCGGGCGAGCUCGGCCCGCCCACCUCGGACCACAUGUUUUGCUACUCGGAGCAUUCGUCCACGGGCGGCGCCGCCGACAUGAGGAGCCGCGAGCUCGGCCUUGCGGAGGCCACCAUGCUGGAGGUGAUUAAGGAGAACGAGGGGCGGAGUCCGCCGAGACCGCUGCCGGCGGAAGUGCGAAACGCUCGGCGUUCGGCGGGGAGCAACCAUAGCAACAUGUCCUUCGCGUUUUCGGUAGCGGGAGGAGACACGGAGAGGAUACCAAGCUCAACAAAAUCGACGGCAGCAGCAGCGGUAGCGGCAGCGGCAGAGGCAGAGGCAGAGGCAGCGGAGGCGGAGAAUAAUGCAGCAGAGGCAGAGCACGAUGAAGCGAAAGAGAAAGAAAAAGGGGCUCAACAUCGAUCAAACUGGUUAUUUUGUUGCCCCUGCUGGUCAUUUUGUUCCUAAGGAAAGAAAUGCAUGUCGACAUAGGCCUAGCUACUCUAAUCAUCUCAUCGGAUAUAUAUUCUCGUCGUUUCUUUAGGCCUAUGUUUCACUUUAUCAAUAUAUAUACUAGAAAACUCAACAUCUCGUGUGUAAUAUGGUAGGGCUCCUAGGAUCUAGUAAAACUGACAUUUAUUUGUUCAAACUUUCAUCUUUUCUUAAUGUAGAAAUAAAUAUUAAUUAUUCUAUCA